This is a messenger RNA of Cydia splendana, 1707 nucleotides long. RefSeq lists its product as uncharacterized. Gene Ontology annotation, biological process: proteolysis. NCBI's taxonomy places the organism in Eukaryota, Metazoa, Arthropoda, Insecta, Lepidoptera, Tortricidae. The record is from RefSeq and is a predicted model, not a curated record. Gene Ontology annotation, molecular function: metalloendopeptidase activity; zinc ion binding. Bases 126 to 1559 code for a protein of 477 amino acids. The transcript is spliced from 8 exons.
UGUUUUUGAACAUUUUUAUAGCGUUCAUAGUUAACCAUAAAAUUUUCUUAUCACAUUUGACGUUUUAUUGAUUUUCGACACCUAGAUCAUAAACGAAACUUUUCACUCACAAGUCGGGUUUGAAGAUGCAACAAACAUGUGUUUUCAAUUGUUUUGUGUUUUGUUUUCUAUUAGUAAUUUAUAUGGCAGAUUCAUCGCCCGACGCCAUUUCAAAUGAGGGAAAUAAUAUUAAACUUGAUGAUAGAGCUGAUGAUGGGAAAUCAAAUGAUGACGUCGCAAUUGACGAUGAAAAUCCAGAUGAAGCAGUUGCUGAUGAGACGAUGAUUGCAGAUGAAAACGAUCCUGUACAAGCUGAUGACCAAGACAAAAAUGAACCAAUGGAUGAUGGAAACGAAAAUAAUUUACAAGGUGAUGUUCAAGACACCACUGAACAAAUGGAAGGAGUUGAUGCACAAGAUGAUGUCCCCGAUGCUAAUGCACCAAUUAUUGGAGAAGAAAAAGCAAAUGAGGAACAGGGUGAUGCGCCGGUUGAAGAUGAUGAUGAAUCAAUUAAAACUGGCGUACAAGAUGACACUGUAAAACUUGGGGAAGAGGCUGAUGACAAAACAAAUGAAGACCAAAAUAAAUUUAAUGGACCUGAUACAAAUGAAAAAGUAAUUUCCACACUUGAGCGAAAAGCCUUCAACUUAAGCCCGGCUGAAAUAGAAAAGUUUAAACUAUGGCCUAACGCUACCGUAUCGUAUUUCAUCGACGAGUUUUCUUAUGACAAAGUUCUUCGAGACAAAAUCCGCGGCUACCUGGAUUACGCGGGACUUAAUACGAUGGUCCACUUCCAUGAGCUCUCUGAGCCUCCUACGGAUGAGGCCGAACGAUGGGUCUUAUUCGUAAAUCGAAGAGGCGCACUAGACUGCAAAGAUUAUUCCACUAAUUCCUUCACAAAUAAAGGUGUCCAGAAAGUGACAGUUGGCUACAAUUGCCUCAAGCACGGUGGACCUAUGGCGGGAAUAGUUUUGGCGUUGUUGGGUGUGCCGCCUCAACACAACUCACCUGAUCGUGACAAGUUCAUUACUGUUGCCACGGAACAUAUUCUGCCAGAAAAAGUGGGUUUAUUUAAUGUGUUAAGGAAUGACGAGUGGCUGUUCCAUGAUUUGGAAUAUGACUAUAGCAGUGCAGGCCACUACCCACCACAUAAAUAUACUGCAGAUGGAUCUAGCACUAUAUCUGCUAAGCCUGGCAAUUUGCGUAGUGGCAAACCUCAUGAAGAUUUUGAAAAUAUUUUAAACACUGAAGAAGUAAAAGAUUACAGUCACGGUGAUUUAAUAAAAACAUAUCUGCUUUACGGUAACAUUUUACGCAAGAAACAAUUGAAGGGUAUGAAACUUACGGACUGCAAAGGUUUAUUUCGACCGGGACCUGGUUUUGGAAAUACCAGAAUGACAGCGCCGAAAGAAUUGCCUGAAAUGCCAAAACCAAAACAGUACGUCGAUGCGGCGAAAAAGUUAUUCGGAGAAGAUUUUCUCAUGUUUGGUGGUGAAACCCUUAGUUCACUAGAAAGUUAAUAAGUGAAUUUGAAGAUCCAUUAUAUUGUAGCUAUAACGAAACCAAAGUAAUAAACUCGAAAAACUAACACCAUUAAAAUGUUAUAACGUUUUGAGAUUUUAAAUAAGUACAUACCAAAAUUUGAUGAUAAUAAAACUAUAUGACUGA